Messenger RNA from Cyphellophora attinorum, 432 nucleotides. RefSeq lists its product as uncharacterized. Bases 1 to 432 code for a protein of 143 amino acids. The transcript has 2 exons. The record is from RefSeq and is a predicted model, not a curated record. NCBI's taxonomy places the organism in Eukaryota, Fungi, Ascomycota, Eurotiomycetes, Chaetothyriales, Cyphellophoraceae.
AUGCCGCUCUGGCGCGUCUUCUCGCAUCCAUCAACCUUCACGCCUGCCCAGCGCGAGGCUCUCUCUACCGACAUCACCAGCAUAUAUACUCGAGGCGGCCUGCCUGCGUUCUACGUCAAUGUCAUCUUCAUAGAUGUGCCAGAGACUGCUGUUUACGUCGGAGGCAAACCUCGGACGAACUUCGUCAGGUUCGUGGUCGAGCACAUAGCCAGGAACUUCCAAAGCACCGAGCAUAUGAAAGGGUUUAUGGAUCGUGCCGAAGCUAAAUUGAAGCCGUACGUUGCCGAUCGUGGGAAUCUGGAUUGGGAGAUCCACGUCUCGGAGACUCCAAGACCUCUCUGGCGUAUACAGGGCUUAGAACCGCCGCCGGCGAAUUCUGAGGCAGAGAAGGAAUGGUUCAUGAAGGACCGAGCUCUCCAGUGGAAGCUGUAG